CCCCGUUCCUGAGGUGCCUAUUGAUGCUUACUCACCUCUGUUCCUGUUCCUGCUCAUAUUCCCAUUCAUGUUCAUCUCCCUGUUCAUGUUCAUGUUCCCAUUCAAAUUCCCGUUCCAGUCCCCGUUCCUGUCGCCGCUCCUGCUGCUGCUGCUCCUGCUCCUGUCUCCGUCCCCGUUCCUGUUCCUGCAUAUGCCUGUGCCUGUGCCUGUGCCUGUCCAGCUCUCUCACUGCAUCUGUCUCCUAGCGGCUCAUGCAGGCACCAGCCAGAAAUGGCCAGGCCAGAGAGAGUCUCGUCGUCGUGUCGUCGUGGCAGGCAGGAGAGCAACGUGUUCGCGGCCCCCCCACCCGCGAAGCGAAGCGACCAAGUCAAAGCCGGAGUUCACUACGGCUCCUUACAGCUUAGCCGGCCUCCCCCCCUCCUUCUUCCUUCUUCCUUCCUUCUUCGUUGAGCUACUAGCAAUUUCAUGAGACGUCGUGAUUGGCUAACGCUGGGGCUUGCCACGGCUUUUCGCUUUCGAGAU
Molecule: messenger RNA, 522 nt
Organism: Tricharina praecox
Lineage: Eukaryota; Fungi; Ascomycota; Pezizomycetes; Pezizales; Pyronemataceae
Exons: 1
Coding region: 68-469 (133 amino acids)
Source: RefSeq, a predicted model, not a curated record